AACGACCAUUAGUGUCUUUGUAUUGCGAAGAGUCACUAAGCGCCUUGCAGCAUGAGCUCUACACGCGUGCAGCGCAGCCAUCAGGAACGCGGAGACGGCGCCGUGCCUCUUUAUCCAUUAAGCCGCACGUCGAAAACUUCAGGCAGUGCGCGCACCGCUCGCACAGGCCGACGAACAAAACAAGAGCUCCCAGAAGAACAGAAGAAGGAGCUGAAAGAGGCUUUUGAACUCUUUGACACAGACAAAGUGGGGUCGAUCGACUACCACGAGCUCAAGGUGUUGAUGCGCGCUUUGGGCUUCCAAGUGUCCAAACGAGAGGUGCUGGAUCUCGUGGAGGACGUGGAUGUGCAACGUAGCGGUCGCGUGGACUUCAACGACUACAUGGAGAUCAGUAAGGGGAUUCUAAGUAGAGGCAAGAAGCCGCUCGCAAAACUGACGUAUCGUAUGGCUAUUACAGUGCGGCGGAAAGUGUUGGCAAGAGAUCCAGACGAGGAGAUCGCGCGGGUAGGACGCGUGGGCCGCUCGCCUCAUGACCCCACGUACUCGGAUACAGAGUUGGAAUCAGACUGAUUGUAUCCCUUACUCUAGGCAUUCGAGCUAUUUGAUGAAGACGGAUCAGGCACAAUCACUCUGCGGGUGUGUUUGUUCGGUCUUUUUGUUGUUGAUAAUACGUGAAGCUGAAUCGAGUUGCGUAUUGUGUCGGUAUGGGGCUAAUGACGGACAGAAAAUGCGUAGGGUGGCCAAGGAAUUGGGCGAAAACCUUGGCGACGAUGAACUGCAGGCUAUGAUCGAUGAGUUUGAUCAAAAUCAAGACGGAGAGAUCGACAUGGGUGAAUUCUUUAUGAUCAUGAAGCAGUCAACAGAAUUCUAACUCAUCACAACACGAUAAAAAGAUGAAGAAAGAAUUGUCCAUGGGAUUAUCGAG
Messenger RNA from Phytophthora nicotianae INRA-310, 925 nucleotides. RefSeq lists its product as hypothetical. Gene Ontology annotation, molecular function: enzyme regulator activity; microtubule binding; calcium ion binding. The transcript is spliced from 2 exons. The record is from RefSeq and is a predicted model, not a curated record. Lineage: Eukaryota; Oomycota; Peronosporomycetes; Peronosporales; Peronosporaceae. Gene Ontology annotation, cellular component: mitotic spindle pole body; central plaque of spindle pole body; half bridge of spindle pole body. The coding region runs from base 52 to 570 and encodes 172 amino acids. Gene Ontology annotation, biological process: spindle pole body duplication.